AAAAAAAAAAAAAAACGAAAUUCGCGAGGAACGAGAGAGGAGUCGGAAAGAACGAGGAACGACGAUUUGACCGGUUAAAGGGUUGAAAUUUUUUAUGAAAAAAGUCGUGUUUCUGUUCUCUCUUUUUGGCGAUAGCACACGGAAUUAGAAUUUUUUUGCUAAAAUAGAAAUUGGACUUUGCGUUGAGAUAAAUCGAUAAAUUUCGUUUAACUAGACAAGGCUAAUUUGACGUUUUACUGUUAACGUUAAAAUCCUGGAGUCGUUUAACGAAAAUGCCGCCUCAAGAAAAAUUCGAAUCUCCAGUCCCGGGCUGCCAACCCGACGAAAACAAGGGCUGCCCCACCUUAACGACCAGCUCCUGCACCACAAGGGUUUCUACUAUUUGUCAAAACGCCCAGAUCACAACGCCAGUUUGCGGUCCAGUUAACAGGGACAGUAGAGAUAAUAAGGAUGUGGAUUUUGAUGAGUUGUUACCCUAUAUUGGAGAAUUUGGACUUUAUCAGAAGAUCCUUUUCAUCCUUAUGAUACCAUUUGCAUUCUUCGUUGCCUGGGUAUACUUCACCCAGAUAUUUAUCACUCUUGUUCCUGAAGAACAUUGGUGUCGAGUACCUGAAUUGGCCAACCUGACAGUGGAGCAGAGAAUAGCACUGUCAAUCCCGCCACCGUCACCCGAGAGCGAAAGUUCAUUGACCUACUCACAAUGCUCGAUGUAUGCUGUCAAUUAUACAGAACUGUUGGCAAAUGGAACAACAAUAGCUGAUCCUUCCUGGCCUGUACAAUACUGUCAAUAUGGGUGGGAGUUCAAUUUCACCGAUAUUCCUUAUCCCACCGUAGCGACUGAGCUAGAAUGGGUCUGCGAUAACGCAGCUCUGCCAACCUUGGCCCAGAGCGUCUUCUUCGUUGGCGCUAUUUUUGGCGGACUCAUCUUCGGAUGGAUAGCUGAUCGUUAUGGAAGAAUUCCGGCGCUGGUUGGCACUAACAUGGCUGGCUUCUUGGCUGGAAUUGCUACUGUGUUUUCUACAAGCUUCUGGCAAUUUGCUCUUUGCCGAUUUCUAGUUGGUCUUGCCUUUGACAAUUGCUUCACCAUGAUGUACAUUCUAGUCUUGGAGUACGUGGGACCAAAAUGGCGUACCUUUGUGGCGAAUAUGUCCAUUGCUCUUUUUUUCACUUUCGCUUCCUGCGUUCUGCCCUGGGUAGCUUAUUUCCUAGCUGACUGGAGGAUGACCUGCAUCGCCACCUCGGUUCCUUUAGUCUUGGCUAUUGCGACACCUUGGCUAGUUCCUGAAAGUGCCAGGUGGCUCGUUAGCCAAGGUAAAGUCGACAGGGCUAUCGAGAUCCUGAAGAAAUUCGAGCGCAUAAAUCGCACCAAGGUCCCUGACAGCGUCUACAAGGAAUUCAAAGAUACCUGCGCCAGAGCUCAAAAGGAAGAAGAAGCAGGCAAAUCGUAUUCCGUUUUGGACCUUUUCAAAACUCCACGUUUACGAAAUAUCACUGUUCUCCUCAUAGUCAUAUGGAUGGCCAUAUCCUUGGUAUUCGACGGGCACGUCAGAAACGUCGAUAACCUAGGCCUGGACGUUUUCAUAACAUUCACAAUAGCCUCCGCCACUGAACUUCCGGCAGAUACCUUCCUUACAGCUGUCCUAGACAGAUGGGGCAGAAGAUGGUUAGCUUGCGGUUCCAUGGUUCUCUCAGGUAUCUUCAGUAUCUGGGCCUGUGCAGUAUCAAACCAUGUCUACGCAGCAACCUUGGCUAUCAUGGGUCGUUUCUGCGUGAACAUCUCCUACAACAUAGGAUUACAAUACGCUGCCGAACUACUCCCGACCGUAGUUCGUGCUCAGGGUGUCGCCCUGAUCCACAUAAUGGGUUACGUAGCAAGCAUAGUAGCCCCCUUCGUAGUUUACAUAGCUGUGGUGUCUCCAAUCUUGCCUCUCCUAAUUCUGGGAAUUCUGGGUAUCAUCGGAGGAUGCCUGGCGCUCUUCCUACCAGAAACCCUGGGCCAGGAUCUGCCACAGACUCUGCAGGAUGGCGAAGAGUUUGGCAAGGAUCAGGGUAUCUGGGACGUGCCAUGUCUCAUGAAGAAUGCCAACGUGGACGAAGAGACCCCGCCGCUGCCUAUGACCAGGUCCUUCACCCGUGGAAGCUUGAGGGCCUCCAUGAGAGCUUCUCUUCGUGGCGAGACUAUGAUAAGCAGUGCGAUCCAAAGGUCUAGCGUGAGGUCGCGCAAGAGUCUCUCCAAUCCCUUAGAAGGGGUGAGGCUGUGAUUAUGAUUUCUAUAUUUAAGCGGGCCCUGUUUAUUUAUACAGCCAAACCUACCCACCCUUGUGACUAUUAUUAACAUUGUUACUCAAUCUUAUUAUUGUUUAAUCCAAAGUGCGAUAUCAGGACUCGAAUUCCAUUAGCGACUACGUCCCGCCGAUAAUUGUCUUCGGCUGUCAGAAGAAGACUAGGCGCAGGACGCAAAUGAUCAUGGCUGAGAGUACCUAAAUUUUAAUUAAUUUAUAUAUAAAUAUUUAUGUGGAUAUUAUACGUAAAUCAUAGUGGAGUCUACCUAGCGAUCAGGCAUCAGACGAAUAACAUGGUGAGAAAUCUACAUGCUUAUACAUAUAUGUAUAAUGUAUCAUAUAAGAGACUGCCUGAGGAAAGAUUCGAAUUAGGCUCACUGUGAUCGCCAUUACUGGACUCGGUCGAGUACAUGAACCGUUAUGAUGUACGAUUAGUCCAGGUCCGUCUUGUAAACACAUAAGUGAUCGUAGAAGGAAGCCUCCGGCGAAAUUAGUAAGAAUUUUUUUUUUCUCCAAGGCCAAAGGAAAUUUCUGUUCCGCAAAGAUGAAUCUCGCGUUUCUUCCCAGGCAUUCGCGUUACUAUUAUUUGAUUUUGUUGUUGCGAUUAUACUUUUUGUAUAUAGUCUCUUUUUGUAUAGUACGAUGUAAUAAAAACGAAAUCAAUCGAGCGUCCCGACAGUCGUGAUAAAACGAGA
Messenger RNA from Cephus cinctus (wheat stem sawfly), 2977 nucleotides. RefSeq names its product organic cation transporter protein. NCBI's taxonomy places the organism in Eukaryota, Metazoa, Arthropoda, Insecta, Hymenoptera, Cephidae. Gene Ontology annotation, molecular function: transmembrane transporter activity. The coding region runs from base 273 to 2261 and encodes 662 amino acids. Gene Ontology annotation, biological process: transmembrane transport. The record is from RefSeq and is a predicted model, not a curated record. The transcript is spliced from 8 exons. Gene Ontology annotation, cellular component: membrane.